Molecule: messenger RNA, 3816 nt
Organism: Daktulosphaira vitifoliae (grape phylloxera)
Lineage: Eukaryota; Metazoa; Arthropoda; Insecta; Hemiptera; Phylloxeridae
Product: elongation of very long chain fatty acids protein AAEL008004-like
Exons: 11
Coding region: 650-1522 (290 amino acids)
Biological process (GO): fatty acid elongation, polyunsaturated fatty acid; sphingolipid biosynthetic process; very long-chain fatty acid biosynthetic process
Cellular component (GO): endoplasmic reticulum membrane
Molecular function (GO): fatty acid elongase activity
Source: RefSeq, a predicted model, not a curated record
UGUUCGCAGAACUAAACAGUCUGCUAUUGGCAAUUGGACGUUCGUUGCAUUGCUUUUUAACUUAUCUGACGAUACAACUUCAUAUUAAUAUUUUAAAAGAAUUUAAAAUCAAACAGUCGUUAAAAAUUGUUGUUCUAAAAUAAUAUUAUAAGUACUAUUGUUGCUGUAUACUCAUUUAACUGAAGAAAUAAAAAGUGUCAUAUUAUAUGAACAAUUUUAAAAAUAACCACGAAACACACUUACAAAUUAAAAGAACUUAACAGCUUUAGAAAUGUUUAUUUUUAUUUUAAAAUUUGAAGAUAUUAUGCCAAAUCAUAUUUUCUAAGUUUUGUGAGAAGCAAAAUAGUAUGUUGUUGUUAAGUUUUUAUCAAUAUACGGUAUUCGGAAUGUCAGGAAGUAUUGUUUUUCCUGAUAAGUUUGUAAAUAAACGGAGGACAGGACCGUAUUGACGAAUUGUGCAGUCUUAUUAAUACUUUUUUCCUAGAAGCGUCAAUGAUAGUUAACACGGCACUGGUUUACAUAUAAGGUGUAAAAUGUGGAUUGAGAAUUCUUAUAAAAGUACUAGUAAAAACAUUUCAGAGUGUUUAUUAUAUGAAAACCUUUACUAAUCAAUAAUCGUACACCACUUACAUAAAGUUAAUGUGUAUUUAUGUUAUAUACGUAUACAGAAACAAUGGCGAUCAUGACAAAUAUAACUCAAAAAAGUAUUGAUUUUAUUGUUGAUAUUCAAAAGACAUUUAAAGACAUAAUUAAAAAAGAAUUAAGAGAUGAUGAAAAAAUUGACAAUUGGCUUUUUAUGAGCAAUCCUUGGCUAGUUCUAUCAAUUAUAACUGUUUAUCUACUGUUUAUACUAAAAAUUGGUCCAAUUUUGAUGAAAAAUCGAAAACCUUUUAAUUUAAAGUACAUCUUGUUGCUAUACAACAUAUUUCAAGUUAUAUAUAAUGGAUACUUGGUUUUAUUAUAUUUCAUAACACCUGGAGCAAUCACUUAUCAUUACAAUCAUUUAUGUCAUCCGCUUCCUAGACAUAUGAAUCAAUUCCUGUUGCAUGAGCUCGAUAAGGCAUUUUGGUAUUUCUUUUUAUCGAAAUUGAUAGAUUUAUCAGAUACUAUUUUCUUCGUUUUGAGGAAGAAACAAUCGCAAGUAACAUUUUUACAUAUUUACCAUCAUGUGAACAUGGUUAUUACUUGUUGGUUUAGUCUUAAAUACAUAAAAGACACAGAACAAUUACUCUUGGUUGGACUGCUCAACUCUUUUGUUCAUGUAAUUAUGUAUAGCUAUUACUUUCUAUCAGCAUUAGGACCUCAUAUGGCAAAAUAUUUAUGGUGGAAAAAGUAUUUGACUAGUUUACAAAUUGCCCAAUUUGUACUUAUACUUGCUUUUGAAAUGGGUCUGUUUUUAUUCAAUUGCACAAUUCCGGUUUUAUUCAUGAUGUAUAUCGCUGCUGAUGUAUCUUUAUUUUUGUAUUUAUUUUUAAUGUUUUAUAAAAAAUCGUAUAAAGAUAGGAAAACGAUAAAUGUUUAAAUAUAUUAAAAAAAAAUUAAGGAAAUUAAAUUUUAUAAAAAUAAUUUUUUUUAAAUUACAUUAUAAUUUACUGUUUUAAAUUUAUGAAUAAAAUAUUAAAAAUAAAAUAUUCCAUAUUAUAUGCUUAUUAUUUUCUAAAAUGAUAACUAUAUAUGACAUUUUGUAAUAGAUUGUUUCGAUUAUUAUAAGUUAUAACAUAACUUGUGAUGUAAAUAUAUUGAUUAUUUGUCAGAGGGUCUAAUUUAGAAACGAAAUACAAAAAUAAUUAUAUUUUUGCAUUUAAAUAAUGCUUUCUUAACUAUAAAAUGUAUGGAAAAAAGAGAUCAUUAACUUAAUAAGUGAAAUUAUAUUAUACUGUAUUAAAUAUAUAAAAUGUUUGAUGAUCACUUAUUUUACUUAUACCCCCUUGGUAUUUAUGAUAUUAUAUUUUUUGGAUUACAACAAGUAACGUUGUAGCUACUGUAAAGUAAUUCAUACCACAAUGUGAUUAAUACUAACAAAUUUUCAUGUUAUGUGUUGCCUUAAUAAUUAUUAUCAUAACCAUUGUUCUAGAACGCCUGUAUCAGCAACUAUGUUUAAAAUACAUUUAGCCUUUGAUCUGUUAUCAAAUCAUUUAUUGCUAUCGUUAAAGUUUUGAAAUAACAGCAAAUUAAUAUUAUUUGUUACAAUUGUAGUUUUUUGUUUUUGUUUUUUAGUACUGUUGGUUUUUACAGUUUAAAAUAUUGAAAAUUAAAAAUGUAACAUUUUAUAAAAGAUUAUUUUAAAACUAGUAAUCCCGAUCAAAGUACUCCCUUACCUACUUUAGUCAAGUGUUUUACAAGUACCAACGUUUCAAGGAAAAUCGAAGACAACAUUCACAGCGCGUUGAAUAUAACGAAAUAUAUUGGUAAACAUAUGUCAAAUAAUGAAAAACUUGAAGCACUUAAUACACUUUGAAUCUCAGGUAAAAAUUAUAAUUUUCCUAUUACGCUUAAUGACAAUAAAAAUUUAAAAUUUCAACUUUCUUGGUUUGAAAAGUGGAAUUGGAUUGCUUAUAAUAGUUUAGUUGAUGGUGCUUAUUGUAGGUAUUGUGUACUAUUUACUAUAAAAUAUGGUGGAAAAGGAAGUCAAUUGCUUGGGCAGCUUUGCAAUCAACCAUUAAAGAAUUGAAAGCAUGCUACUGAAAAAUUAAAAUCACAUGAAAGCACUAAUUAUUAUAACAACUUUAUAUUAAGUUAUCAAUCAUUAUCAAAAGUUGUUUCAGGGCAAACAACUUCUGUGUACGAUAAACUAGAUAUAGAUUCAAAACAACAAAAAGAAGAUAAUAGAAAAAUCAUUUUGCCAGUUAUAAAGUCUGUGAUAUUCUAUGGUCGUCAGGGAAUAGCAAUUAGAGGUCAUCGAGAUUAUGGCUCUUUGGAAUUAAAUGAACCAACAGAGAAUGAUGGUAAUUUUCGGACGUAAUUAAGAUUUUAUAUAAACGCAACUGGAAUAUCAGAAAAUAAUAGCCAUGUAUUAGCACGAGAAAACUGUAAAAAGCUCGCUCAGUAUAUAAGUCCGCAAAUACAAAAUCAGAUUGUUGAUGCUUAUUAUACAAGUGGCCCACUACUCACUGACAACUUAAAUAACUUUUGAUCCAGUUAAUAUUUUUAGCUGAUUUUUUUUUUUAAAUAAUAGUUAUACGUUAGGUCUAUAGCUAUAUCUCAAUAAUUAAUUUUUUUUACAUUUUAUUAAAAAUAUUAAUUAUUUUUAAAUUUUAAAUAAAAUGUAAAAAAAAAAUCUAAGAUAGCUAUUUUGUAGAGUAGAAUUUAAGAAAAAUUUUAGUAAAAAAAUAUCUUAUUAAUAUUCAGUAGUAAAUAUGAAGUGACAAAUAUAUAAAAAAUAAUCAAACUAAUUGGCCGCAACGAAAAAUUUGUAACUUUCAUGGCGUUUUACAAAAUUAUAAGAAAAGGGUCGCCAACCUACUGGGCGAGACAAUGUAUUGUCGGACCACAGUAGGAUUUUAAAAAAAUUAACUCUUGUAUAUUAAAACAAUUAGAAAUAAUAUAUAAUUAAUAAAUAUUAAAGUUGAUGUCCGUUGAGUCGUUAAUAGAAGAUGUACACCAGAACCUCGUGACAGUUGUCACAUAACCAUAUUGAUCAGGGAUGACCUUAUACAAGGCCGUUGCCUGUACCUUAUAAACUAGAUGAGUUGAUUUUUGAAAGGAGAAAAAAAAUACACGAGUCCAUUGAAGAUGGAACACGCAAAAAAAAGAAAAAUAUGAUGGUUCAGUCAAAUUAAGGGGAAUUUAUUAAAAAAAAAAAACAAAAAAAAUUAA